Penicillium cataractarum is the source of this 789-nucleotide messenger RNA. RefSeq lists its product as uncharacterized. The record is from RefSeq and is a predicted model, not a curated record. The coding region runs from base 1 to 789 and encodes 262 amino acids. The transcript has 3 exons. NCBI's taxonomy places the organism in Eukaryota, Fungi, Ascomycota, Eurotiomycetes, Eurotiales, Aspergillaceae.
AUGCGAAUCCUCUUCCACCCUCAAUUGCGCACUGCGCUUCCAAAGUCUGUCCAAAGAGAUCUUUGUGCUCGAGUAUGGACCCGUUUCAAAUCACAGGCUCCGCGACCAUCCCGUCGUCAGGAAGCAGCUUCGCCCGCACCUAAAGACUUGAGCGCCGCGACAACACGAACUUCCUCUCCUGCAGGCGCUGCCGCUAAGAUAAGCAUCAGGAGAGGACCCCCGGAGCGCAUUUUGGUCUACUAUGGAGGAACGGGCCGGUCCAUGUUCCUAGGCAUACUGCGGGUGACGACAAUUCUUCUCUUUGGUGGAGCUUGCUUGAUCAUUGCUCCCUCUUGUUACAAUGCCGACAAUGCAUGGUACAUUACACCAUUGGUGAUUGCUGGCGGCGCAUUGCCAAUGUUCUUUGUCGCUUAUACAUCAGCACCCUACGUCAGCUUCAUUCACCUCGCACUCCCCGCAUUCGCAAGGAAAUCCCGCGAGACGGCUAUCCAAUACGCAAAAGACCUACCACCCACAACUACAUUGAUUCUCACAACGACGAGGUUCAAUGCAAUUCCCCGACAGACGGCGGUCCGUCUAGGAGAUAUUAUGCCCGAUAAAAGUCCAUUUCGUCCUGUGACUUUCCGAAACGUGAAUCCCGCUCCCCGGUCUUGGUGGAUGGGCAGGCCUACCACGCAAUUCUUUGCGGCUGAUCACAGUCAGCCUGGCAGACAAUCAACGGCAUUCUAUCCUGAGCUGUGGCCGGAUAUCUACAAGAGGAUACAAAGCCAAGUGGCGCAGCGGCGAUGA